CACAGUUGUAUUCCGACUUUCCUGGCCGCAACAGCCGCGUGUUUACAUCAACAACGGGUUUAUUGUUGAAGGCCGAGUCAGUAUCUGUACCUUACAGUGGACGAAAUUUUAUAAAAACCUAAUCCAGUUAUUGAUAUUAAGUUUAACUAAAAAUUUUUAAUUAUUAAAAAUAAUUCAUCUCAUAUUCUUAUACUUUUUUUUUAUUUGCCUUUUAUAUAUUUAUUUAUUUAAGUCAAUAACCUUCUGGUGUGUUGUGUAUUUUGUGCAUGCCGUGUUAAUAAUUAAUAAAGUUAUCUUACAUUUAUUUUUUUACUUUCAUUUCUUUGAAAUUGGCAAACGUAAUCGCGUGCGUGACUCGGACCGUAAACUAACAAGUGAUUUUAAAAAAUAUAAAUUAAGAUGCAGUAUGAAUGGAACGACAGAAACGUAUAACGUGAGAUCAAUUUGCAUUAUUCUCACAAUAAGGAAGCCAACCGUUUAAUUGUCACGUCACUUAUUAUUAACAAUUAUUUUAACACAAAUACUGAACUAUCGAAUGGUGUGUGUUCAACACCAGCUGACUAAUUGAGCAUACCGAGCAGUCAAAGUGAUUUAUAGAUACAAUAAUAAUAAUAAUAAUAACGAUAAAAAAAAAUAAAGCAAGUAAAAGAACAAGUUUAUUUAAUUCGCAAUGAAAUUGUCAUUUCUGGUGAUUAUGGUAUGCAGUGGCUGCUGUAUGUCUUUACCAUCAACAAUAAUUCCGACUUCCACCCGGAAUUCUUCAAACUUGAGCAAGAAAACAACGUCUGUUGUAAAUAUCACAGCUUCUCCGUUAGCAACGCGUGUUAAAGCUUCAGAAAAUGCCAUUACCACGGACUCUAUAAGCACCAGUAGCACCAGCAUAUCUGGAAUCACUGGUGCCAGUACCAGCAAUAGUAAUAGCAAUAGCAAUAGUAAUAAUAAUAAUAAUAACUACAGCAAUAACAACAGCAGUAGCAGUAAUAGUGCCGGUACGAGUACAAUUGCUUAUAAGAAAAUUCAACUUGAACAAGUUGAAGUUACUUCACCCAGCCCGUUAUCAUCAAAAGAGACUCGUGAGUCACCGCCCAGCAAAAUUCGACCGCAGAUAAAACUUCAUAUAAAUUACACCAGCGUCGGCGAGACUGGAGUACGAUUGCCAGAAGGUGCAAGCGCUGCACUCGCCAAGCCAACAAAAUAUCACUAUUAUCCACAUAAUCAGCAUAUUUAUUUAUUACCAGAAUGUGCUGUUCAACAAGUGUGUAAUGCAGUUUAUGUUAGAUUGAAUUUUACUCAGCCAUUAUGUGCUUGUCCGAGCAGAUAUCGCGAUCCUUGUAGUGCAUCGCUCGAUGCCGAUGAUCACCAUACUACGGAACUGGUUACUGAUCCACAUACCAGAGCAUUGACAUUAGUUAAGACAUGUGAACCAGUUGCUGAAAUGCGAGAAUGUAGAAUGCCAAGAGACUGGUCAUUACUUGCAUUACAAAAUGUAAGAACUGGAAAAUCGCAUUACCUAGUUAUCUGUAAAUGCCCAGAAACAAAUAUCCUAGAGGGUCCUAUGAGUCACGAUCAGCCUACAUACGCUAGUGUUCCGGGUAUACGGGUCUUCGGAAUGAUGUGCGUCCAAGGAGCCAGAAAAGGACGCCCGUUAAGACAGACACGUAAUCUUCUUGGCAUAGAAACGGGGGAAGAUUAUUUUGAAAAUGAUAAAUUGACAUUCCCAUGGCAUAGAGUACCGGAAUUAAUGAAAUCUGCAGACUGGAAUUGACAAUCGUGAUUUUAAUAUAAAAAAAAAACGUAUACCAAUUUA
Microplitis mediator is the source of this 1807-nucleotide messenger RNA. RefSeq lists its product as uncharacterized. The transcript has 7 exons. NCBI's taxonomy places the organism in Eukaryota, Metazoa, Arthropoda, Insecta, Hymenoptera, Braconidae. Bases 671 to 1765 code for a protein of 364 amino acids. The record is from RefSeq and is a predicted model, not a curated record.